Molecule: messenger RNA, 537 nt
Organism: Balearica regulorum gibbericeps (East African grey crowned-crane)
Lineage: Eukaryota; Metazoa; Chordata; Aves; Gruiformes; Gruidae
Source: RefSeq, a predicted model, not a curated record
CUGGGAAGAUGCCGGAGCGUGAAGGAGUUCGAGAAGCUGAAUCGCAUCGGAGAGGGCACCUACGGCAUUGUGUACCGGGCCCGGGACACCCUGACAGAUGAGACGGUGGCACUGAAGAAGGUGCGGAUGGACAACGAGAAAGAUGGUAUGCCCAUCAGCAGCCUGCGGGAGAUCACCCUGCUCCUGCAGCUUCGCCACCCCAACAUUGUGGAGCUGAAGGAGGUGGUUGUAGGGAACCAUCUGGAGAGCAUUUUCCUGGUGAUGGGAUACUGCGAGCAGGACCUCGCCAGCCUUCUCGAGAACAUGCAGACGCCUUUUUCAGAAGCUCAGGUCAAGUGCAUCAUCCUGCAAGUCCUCAAGGGCCUGCAGUAUCUUCAUGAGAACUACAUCAUCCACAGGGACCUGAAGGUGUCCAACCUGCUCAUGACUGACAAAGCGCCGAAGCCGAUGACCCCCAAAGUCGUCACGCUCUGGUACCGAGCGCCCGAGCUGCUGCUGGGGAUGACGACCCAGACCACCGGCAUCGACAUGUGGUAA